This is a messenger RNA of Nerophis lumbriciformis (worm pipefish), 1539 nucleotides long. Lineage: Eukaryota; Metazoa; Chordata; Actinopteri; Syngnathiformes; Syngnathidae. The record is from RefSeq and is a predicted model, not a curated record.
AUGACUGCCCUAAACUCAAGUCCCGUGGUGGCCGCUGACGAAAUUGCCAAAUUGUGCUAUGAGCGUUUCAACGAACUUCCCCGGAAGGGAAAGCCAGAGCCGGGGAGAGAGUGGACCCCGCUCGCCGCUGUGGUGAAAAUCACCCGAUGUGCAAAAUCGGACAUAGUUGAGAAAGAAGUGGUUUCCAUUGGAACUGGAACAAAAUGUAUUGGACGGACUGCCAUGAGCCCCAAAGGUGAUGUGUUGAAUGACAGCCAUGCAGAAGUUAUUGCAAGACGAGGGUGUAUUAGGUAUUUGAUCCAUGAAUUGCACAGGGCUGUGACCGGAAUGGGAAGCUCUGUGUAUUGUCAGUCGAAGCAUCAAGGCAAAUGGAGACUUCAACCAGGAAUUUCUUUCCUCUUCUUCACCAGUCAUACACCAUGUGGUGAUGCAUCUAUAAUCCCCAUAAAUGGCAGCCACCUUCAACCAUGUCCUUCUGUCUCAUCUAUAAAUAAUGAUAAAGGGACAGAUGGAAGAGGCCUAAAAAGAAAAGCAGAACAUCUUAUUUCGCUGCAAAACUCCAAACGGCCCUCCCUAGAAGAAAAGGAAACUGAAGAGACGAAACAAGAGGGUCUUUAUGUAUCAAAACGAGCUUCAUCCUCAUCUACAGUUGGUGAUGAGCCCCCACAGAGUUCAUCUGCUAAAACGCAUCAGGAGACCAUCUUACAUUCUUCAGCGGAGCUGGCAGAAAACACCAGCAGUAUUUCAAACGUUAACCAUACUGUGUGUGCCCGGCAAAACUCACCAGUUUAUGAUGUUCUACGAACAGGAGCCAAGUCUGUACCAGGUGGGCUCAGCGACCCUCUUCAACCGGGGGCGGGCUACCAUAGCACAGGAUUACUGCGGGUAAAGCCUGGUCGAGGAGAGCCAACACUGUCUCUCUCCUGCAGUGAUAAAAUGGCCCGCUGGGGAGUGCUGGGCUUCCAGGGUGCACUCUUGUCCCAUUAUCUACAGGAGGCACUCUACUUUAGCACUGUGGUAGUUGGAAAGUGCCCCUUUAGCCAAGAGGCCAUGCAAAGAGCUUUGAUCACAAGGUGCUCCCAUGUGUCAGAUCUCCCUGCUGGUUUCUCAGUGUCGCCACCAGUUUUUCUUCAGUCUAAACUGGAGUUUCCCUUCAGCCAGGCCCAGACUGAGCUCCAACACAAGGCUGGACAAGGAUGCGUUACACCCUGUGGAGCAGCUGUCAGCUGGUGUAAAGUGCCUGAUCAGCCACUCGACGUCACUGCCAAUGGCUUGAAACAAGGAGUCACCAAGAAGGCCAUGGGUACAGCUAAAGCAAGGUCUGCACUUUGUAAAUUGGAGCUGUUCCAUGCAUUCCUGUCUCUGGUGUCAUCCACUGAGGCCUCAGUUCUUCCCGACUCUCUCAGAAGGAAUGAUCUACACACUUACUUGGACUACAAGGAGGCUUCGGAGACCUACCAGAAAGCUUGGCAGCUACUUCGCAAUCAGGCCUUCCCCCUUUGGCCACGCAGUGACAGAGACCUUCUGCUCUUCAAAUAA